This is a messenger RNA of Paramecium pentaurelia, 2484 nucleotides long. The record is from the annotation of a GenBank genome assembly. Lineage: Eukaryota; Ciliophora; Oligohymenophorea; Peniculida; Parameciidae.
AUGGAUUAAGAAGCAAUCUUAAAGUUAAAAUGUUUAAAAAAUGAUCAUUUUUUUCAGAUAGAAACUGUUUGUUAUAACUAAUUUUGCCAAGAAUUCCGAUUAAAUUGUCUAAAAUGCAUCAAUGAAGGAGCCCAUCAUUCUCAUUUUAAUGAUGUUCAAAAAGUACACAGCUUGGAGGAAUUAAUUGAAAAUUGUAAUAAGGAAUGUAAUAAGUUUAUUAAUGAACUUAAAAAUUUUAUCGAAGGUUUGAAUUAAUCAUUCUCAUAAUUUACAAAGGGAAUAAGAGAAAAAUAUUCUUUAUUAAAUGGAAAAUGUUUGAAUAUAAAUUUGUAAUAAAUCAAUGAUUUCUUGAAUUAAGCUCUAGAAUUCAAAGAAUACAGAUAGUCGAUUACAAAUAUCAUUUAAGAAUAAAGUAAAAAAAUAAAUCAUUCAUUUUAAAAUUUAUAUGAAUAAUUAAAAUUAUAAUAACUUAGUUAUAGUUUGAAAAAUGAUAAUGACAUUAAAUAAUCAUAAGAAUUUUAUAGUAAAGGUAAUCAAUCAGAUUAAUAAAAUCUUUAGGUUAUAAAUUAUAUUGUGAUUCUCAACUUGAUUAAUCAAUAGAAUUGUUAGAUGUAUCAAUUUAAUUAGAUCCUAAUAAUUUUCAAUCUCUAUGGUGUAAAGGUAAUGAUAAUAUAUUAUUGUUAUUAGGAGCAUGUUUAAGAUUGUAAGAUAAAUAUGAUGAUGCAUUAAUAUUGUUGGAUAAAGCAUUAGCUAUUAAUCCUAAGCAUGUUAAUUCCUUAAGUAAUAAAGGUAGAUAUAAUUUCAAUUAAAUUAUUAGGUGCCUGCUUAAGAUCACUAAAAAGAUUUGACGAUUCUUUAAAGUGUUUUGAUUUAGCCCUCUCUAUUGAUCCCUUUAACACCUUCUCACUACAAACCAAAGGUAUUUUAUUGUUUUAUUUUUUAGGGUUAUGUUUACAAGAUUAAAAAAAAUAUAGAGAAGCUGUGAUUUAUUAUGAAAAAUCAUUAAAGUAUAAACCUAAUGAUAAAUGGGUAAAAAACUAAAAGGGUAUACUUANGCUCAUUAUUAUAUUAAUAUCAGUUACAAGUAAAACUUCUUUGAGUUCCUCAAUAAGUGCUGACUUAAAAUCUAUUAUUUCAAUUAUAUAUAUGAUUUCUAUUUAAUUAAACUAAGUUGCAAUAAUCUAAAAAAAAAUUCUCCAGUAUUAGUAAGAUGUGUUAGUUCCUUUCAAUUAUUCUUCAUCAUUAGAAAAUUAUUUAUCUAUAAUAAUAUACAUUUAAAUCAAAAAUAUUAUUUAAUAGACUAUUUUGGAAAAUCAACUAAAACCUUAUUUUAAUAGAAUUAGCAUUCUAAUACCGAAUAAUAAUAAUAAAUAUAAAAGUUUCUAAGAUGGAUUAAGAAGCAAUCUUAAAGUUAAAAUGUUUAAAAAAUGAUCAUUUUUUUCAGAUAGAAACUGUUUGUUAUAACUAAUUUUGCCAAGAAUUCCGAUUAAAUUGUCUAAAAUGCAUCAAUGAAGGAGCCCAUCAUUCUCAUUUUAAUGAUGUUCAAAAAGUACACAGCUUGGAGGAAUUAAUUGAAAAUUGUAAUAAGGAAUGUAAUAAGUUUAUUAAUGAACUUAAAAAUUUUAUCGAAGGUUUGAAUUAAUCAUUCUCAUAAUUUACAAAGGGAAUAAGAGAAAAAUAUUCUUUAUUAAAUGGAAAAUGUUUGAAUAUAAAUUUGUAAUAAAUCAAUGAUUUCUUGAAUUAAGCUCUAGAAUUCAAAGAAUACAGAUAGUCGAUUACAAAUAUCAUUUAAGAAUAAAGUAAAAAAAUAAAUCAUUCAUUUUAAAAUUUAUAUGAAUAAUUAAAAUUAUAAUAACUUAGUUAUAGUUUGAAAAAUGAUAAUGACAUUAAAUAAUCAUAAGAAUUUUAUAGUAAAGGUAAUCAAUCAGAUUAAUAAAAUCUUUAGGUUAUAAAUUAUAUUGUGAUUCUCAACUUGAUUAAUCAAUAGAAUUGUUAGAUGUAUCAAUUUAAUUAGAUCCUAAUAAUUUUCAAUCUCUAUGGUGUAAAGGUAAUGAUAAUAUAUUAUUGUUAUUAGGAGCAUGUUUAAGAUUGUAAGAUAAAUAUGAUGAUGCAUUAAUAUUGUUGGAUAAAGCAUUAGCUAUUAAUCCUAAGCAUGUUAAUUCCUUAAGUAAUAAAGGUAGAUAUAAUUUCAAUUAAAUUAUUAGGUGCCUGCUUAAGAUCACUAAAAAGAUUUGACGAUUCUUUAAAGUGUUUUGAUUUAGCCCUCUCUAUUGAUCCCUUUAACACCUUCUCACUACAAACCAAAGGUAUUUUAUUGUUUUAUUUUUUAGGGUUAUGUUUACAAGAUUAAAAAAAAUAUAGAGAAGCUGUGAUUUAUUAUGAAAAAUCAUUAAAGUAUAAACCUAAUGAUAAAUGGGUAAAAAACUAAAAGGGUAUACUUAAUUUGUUAAUUUAGAUUUUUGUGAACAGAAAUUGAAGGAAUGA